Solanum pennellii is the source of this 1412-nucleotide messenger RNA. RefSeq lists its product as uncharacterized. NCBI's taxonomy places the organism in Eukaryota, Viridiplantae, Streptophyta, Magnoliopsida, Solanales, Solanaceae. The record is from RefSeq and is a predicted model, not a curated record. The transcript is spliced from 3 exons. Bases 681 to 935 code for a protein of 84 amino acids.
UAAUACACAUAUCCAACGUGUCAUUUUACAUGUCACUUUUUGUCCUAUGUGGUGUCUUACGUGUAUUGUGUCAUGCAGUACUCAUGUGUUUAUUUAUUUAAAAGUUGAAUAGUUAAAAUGCUUGUUUGUGCAUUAUGAAAGUUGAAAGUCAAAAUUAAAUUUGAAAUCAAAUUUAGAGUUCAAGAUAUGUAUUUGAGCGCUUAAAAUUUCAAAGUGAAUUUUAAUUUCUAAUCUUGUCACACGAUUCAAAAGUUAUAUUUCCAUACAUUAUUUUCUUUUAAUAUUUUUAUCCGUUCACUUUAAGAAAAUACUAUAAUAUUCAAAUAUGUAAUUAUUUUUUUUAAAAAAAAUGUUUUAUAUGCUAAAAAUUGUAAUAAAAGUAAUAUGUUUUUUUUUUUUUUGUAAUAUUGCACACCCUUUCAGGAAAUUUCCAUGGCAGGCAGCGAAGCGAGUUUGGUUUCCAAAUACGAACAAACACUAACAAGAAAUUACGCCUAAUUACAGUGCUCUCUAAACGUAUUUGGAUUUCUUCAGUUUGUUCUUCUCAGUGUUUCUUUUGGUGAGUUUGAUUCAGAAAACUCGAAGGUUUUUUGAAGAAUAGAGAAGGAAAUAGAUAUGGGUAUGCUCAGAUAGCAGUUUUGGUGACCAAAUUUUCACGUCUGUGAAUUUUCAAGUAUCAAAUGGCUCUGUGUUCUAUUUACAAGUAUGGUUCAAAAGCUCAAGGGUUGGCGUUUCUUGCAUUUGGGUCCAUUUCCUUUUUGGUAUUUGUUUAUGUUGCUAUUGUCUCCAAGUUGCUUCCGCCAUUCGAUAAUCCGAUCCUUGCAGCCAUUCAGAAUGACAGAUACUAUUGCUUUCUGGUUCCAUUAACGCUUCCCAUCCUUGUUGUUGCUAUAUAUUUCCACUGGCUCAGCAUGAAGAUCUUUAAGCAUGCAUAGCUCAGACGAGGUAUGGAGCUUUUGUGUAAUCUCACGAAGGAUCGUCAUCAAUUGGUUAGGUUUCUGAUUCCAAGUUGUUUACUUGAAACAUUUGACAUGAGUAGAAUGAGAUAAGUUUCCGUAGUAAUAGACAAACGAAGAUACUUUCACUAUUAAAGUGUAGUUAUUUCAGCCCCUUUUGUGUUUCUGCAUUUCCCGGAACUUCAGAAGUUAAGAGGACAAAAUCGCGAGCUUCCUUCAAAUAAAUGAUUUGCAUACAUCAAUACUUGCUUCUAUCCAAAAUUUCUGAUGAAGGAACUGCUUAUGAAGAAGACAUUUAGGCUACUAAAUCAUCUUAGGACAUUUAGACAUUUUAAUUUUUUUUUAAAAUCCUAAUUCAACAGUUCAGUUGUUUGUAAUUGGUAUGAACACACAAUUUUGAAAUUGACUUGCUUAUAUAUAUUGAAGUUAUUGUAGGAAAAAAGCUGUCUUUGUUAA